AUGGAGAAGAAGCAGCAGAACUUCAGAUCGCAGAAUCCCUCCCCUCCGCCAUACGAGUCAUCCAUAUCCUCUUUUUCUCCGUCAUCCUUUAGUCGCGACGGAGAAGGACCUGAACACAGUUUACAUCCCUCGCCAGCUCCACAAAAAGAAAUCAGUCGAAAGCAGUCGACAAAAAGAACCGGUGAUGAUCAGGUGCUUAAGAAGGUGAAUUUCUGGUUUCGGGUUUUCGGGUUUUUGUUUUGCUUGAUUUCAUUUUCCAUAAUGGCUGCUGAUCGUGAUAAAGGCUGGACUCUUGACUCAUUUCAUCGUUAUAUCGAAUUUAGGUACUGUUUGACAGUGAAUGUGAUAGGAUUUAUAUACUCGGCCUUACAAGGAUUUGAUCUUGCAUACCAGUUAUUCUCCUCUGAUGGUAAUAAACUUCUUGUGCCUGCAUCUCAUCUCCGCAAUAUUGUUGAUUUUGCCUCCGAUCAGAUUUUGGCUUAUCUUCUAAUGUCGUCUUCAUCGUCAGCAGCAACACGAGUUGAGGACUGGAGAUCUAACUGGGGAAAAGACAAAUUUCCGAAUAUGGCAAAUGCAUCUGUGGCAGUUUCUUUCAUGGCAUUUGUGUCCUUGGCCUCUAGCUCUCUCAUCUCUGGUUAUACCAUCUGCACUUUAUAAACUGGAGUUAUUUAGCAUCUCCUCUAUUGCAAAUUCAUAUAUACAUAUAACAUAUUACCUUAAAUCCUGUAAUAUCAAGGUAUCUUAUAAUACACUAUCCAUUACAUGUAUAAUUAUGGAGUUAUAUAAUGUCUGACUGUAUCUAUUGAUUUGUUAGCGACUGACUUGCAACA
Messenger RNA from Daucus carota subsp. sativus, 830 nucleotides. Its product is annotated as CASP-like protein 4A1. The record is from RefSeq and is a predicted model, not a curated record. NCBI's taxonomy places the organism in Eukaryota, Viridiplantae, Streptophyta, Magnoliopsida, Apiales, Apiaceae. The transcript has 3 exons. The coding region runs from base 1 to 657 and encodes 218 amino acids.